UUACAGAUUGGAGCCGAUGGUAGACGCAGCCAAGUUUAUUUGGCUUUAUCAACUGCCGCUGAAUUCCGGGAUCAUUUAUCAACGUUUAGCGACUACUAUGCUUCAUUGGGUCCUCCAAAUCCAGACAAUGUACCUGAAGAUGGCAAACUUAAAUCAGAAAUGAUGACUAAAGACAAUAGACGAUACUAUUUAGAUCUAAAAGAAAAUGCUCGCGGACGAUUUUUAAGGGUAAGUCACAAAUUAGAUAAAUAUGUCUUCUUUAAUUUUACAUGUUAA
This is a messenger RNA of Lucilia sericata (common green bottle fly), 276 nucleotides long. RefSeq names its product transcriptional activator protein Pur-beta-like. The record is from RefSeq and is a predicted model, not a curated record. The transcript is spliced from 2 exons. Gene Ontology annotation, molecular function: DNA-binding transcription factor activity, RNA polymerase II-specific; RNA polymerase II transcription regulatory region sequence-specific DNA binding; purine-rich negative regulatory element binding. Gene Ontology annotation, cellular component: nucleus. Gene Ontology annotation, biological process: regulation of transcription by RNA polymerase II. The annotation marks the transcript as partial. Lineage: Eukaryota; Metazoa; Arthropoda; Insecta; Diptera; Calliphoridae.